Suillus bovinus is the source of this 468-nucleotide messenger RNA. RefSeq lists its product as uncharacterized. NCBI's taxonomy places the organism in Eukaryota, Fungi, Basidiomycota, Agaricomycetes, Boletales, Suillaceae. Bases 1 to 468 code for a protein of 155 amino acids. The record is from RefSeq and is a predicted model, not a curated record. The transcript has 2 exons.
AUGGCUGUUUUAAUGGGCCUCUGUUUUGUAGAGACUGCUGCAGAACCCAGCAUCAAAGACAUUCCAUUCCAUCGCAUCAGUCAAUGGACCAGAUCAUUUUUUCAAGAAACAUCACUCAUUAAAGUUGGCCUGUACAUUCACCUCGCUCACAAUGGCACUCCAUGCCCCAGCAGCACUGAAUACACAUCAGACCUGUUUGAAUGGUCAGAUACCGAUGAAAAUAUACACUAUGAUGAUUAUCCGGAGGGAGCUUCCAUUCCACUUGUCACCAACUCAGAUCAUCCGGUUAUCACCAUAGUAGACAAAUCUGCCCUCGCAUCAUACCCUUACCCCGACCUCACCCUUGUUAUCCUUGUCAUCCUCGCAUUCCCUUUCGCCCUCUACCUGUCGCUUCAGCAGAGCCAGUACAUCUGGCCGGAUCCUUUCGCUGACGAAGCAUACCCAUGCUCCGUUCCACCACCUGACUGA